AUGCGGCUUACUAUUUCUGGUAAAAUUAAUCAAAAAGCUGGCGAUGAUACUUUAAUGAACAUGAUUAUUUUAGAUAUGCAACCGAUACGGAUAGUGGAAAAUGAUGGAUUUAAAAAGUAUUCGCGAAUUCUAAAUUCAGAUUAUGUAUUACCUUCCAGAAAAGUACUCACGCGUAUGUUGUUAGAGGUCAAGCAAAUGAACUUAGAUGUUAUUACUUUAUUACAAGAUAUACCAACUAGAUGGAAUUUCACUUUUUAUAUGCUUGAAAAGUUAUUGAGGGUUAAAGUUGCGCUAUGUGCAGCUUUGCCUUUAAUAGAUUCUCCUCCACCAAACCUGAGUUUUGCUGAGAAGGCUAUUUUAGAAGAUUGUGUGAAGAUUCUACAGCCAUUGGAAAUUGUAACCAAAACAUUGUCAGGUGAAUUUUAUUCCACCUUAUCCAGUGUAAUACCUAUAAUUCAAGGGGUGAAAAAUUCUAUAAAUAAAAGAACGCCAACAACUAAUACUGGGAAGAAUUUGCUACAAAACUUGUUGAGAAAUAUAAGUCAAAGAUUUGGUUAUUUAGAAAAUGAUGAAAUUACAGCAAAAGCAACAAUUCUUGACCCCAGAUAUAAGAAAAAAGCCUUUGGAUUAGAGAGUUCUGCGGAUAAAGCAAUGGCUUUGGUUUUAGAUGAAGUAAAAGAAAUGACUACGGCAGAACAUAUUGAAAAGGCCGAAAGUUUCAUUGGAGAUCCGUAUUCAGAGCGCAACUGUCUUCUGGAUAGUGACAUAUACCGUAAUAUAUUUUACCUAUAA
Molecule: messenger RNA, 792 nt
Organism: Ctenocephalides felis (cat flea)
Lineage: Eukaryota; Metazoa; Arthropoda; Insecta; Siphonaptera; Pulicidae
Product: zinc finger BED domain-containing protein 4-like
Exons: 3
Coding region: 1-792 (263 amino acids)
Source: RefSeq, a predicted model, not a curated record